Molecule: messenger RNA, 4979 nt
Organism: Hypanus sabinus (Atlantic stingray)
Lineage: Eukaryota; Metazoa; Chordata; Chondrichthyes; Myliobatiformes; Dasyatidae
Gene: lmf2a
Product: lipase maturation factor 2a
Exons: 14
Coding region: 156-2282 (708 amino acids)
Biological process (GO): protein maturation
Cellular component (GO): endoplasmic reticulum membrane
Source: RefSeq, a predicted model, not a curated record
ACCUGUUCGAAAAGCGGCUAUUUAUUUCCAAUUGAUACUAAUUCUCAGCUCACAUUACACCUGAUCCUAGGGGACUUCCUGGCGGUGUGGCGGACGGCCUACCCCCGCCCCGCUCCAGGAUCCCGAGGCCCGGCGUGACUCCAUCCUCUGUCUCGAUGGCGGCGAUUCGGUUGCCGCGUGUUGCCUUCCUUUGGGGCGUUGCUGCCGUCUACCUUUGCGCCUUCGCCUCGCUUUAUGUCCAGAUCCCAGGCCUCUAUGGAAGGGAAGGAAUUCUGCCAGCUCGCAAGAUGCUGAGGUUCACCGGAAAGACACUGCUGGAUCAAUUAAAGGACUCCCCGACUUUACUGUGGUUGUGCCCCUCUCUUGGACUGGACACCGAGCAGGGCUUGGAGCUAAUCUGCCUGCUGGGCAUCAUCCUGUCAUUCACUGCACUAUUGUUUGAACCUCUCCGUGACUGUUUUGUCUUUGCCUGCCUCUGGUUCCUGUACCUGUCUGUAUACCAGGUUGGACAAGUUUUCCUGUAUUUCCAGUGGGACAGUUUGCUGCUGGAGACGGGAUUCCUAGCAAUUCUCGUUGCUCCACUAUAUCUGCGGAAAUGGCGGACUGCCCCCUCAAAGCAUUAUGACAACAUCACCUUCUGGCUAGUACGCUGGCUUUUCUUCAGACUCAUGUUUGCAUCAGGUGUGGUGAAACUGACCAGUCGAUGCCCAACCUGGUGGGGGCUGACAGCUCUAACAUAUCACUACGAGACCCAGUGUAUCCCGACUGCUGUUGCCUGGUUUGCACAUCAGCUGCCAUUUUGGUUUCAGAAAUUCAGCGUGGUUAUCACUUAUGUUCUAGAGAUACCAGUCCCUCUGCUCUUCUUUGCUCCAACUCGUCGUCUAAGGCUCUUUGCAUUCUAUGGUCAGGUUCUGCUCCAGGUGUUAAUUAUUAUCACUGGUAACUACAACUUCUUCAACCUGCUUACAAUUAUUCUGGGAUUCUCACUACUAGAUGAUCAGCAUAUUUCUGGCUGGUUUGGAUACAGCAAGGCACGAAACACUGAGAGACUAGGGUUUUUGCAAAGACUACAAGCUGUGGCUGUUGCUGUCAUUGAGCUGGCAGUUUUGGGAGCACUUGCUUAUGGAACUAUUCACUACUGUGGGCUGAGUGUGGACUGGGAGAAGUGGUCAAUUGAAUCAAAAAUAGGCCUUACUUACCAUGAAUUUACACAUUGGUUGAAGAUUGUGACUCCAAUAACCAUCUGGAUUGGGGUAAUUUCCCUCACCUGGGAGAUACUCACCUCAUUGCUCAACUCCCUGGUGACAAGAGGGUUUUUUGCUAAGCUGUGGGCUACCUCUUCAUGGGUCGUGUUUGCCUCUGCUGCUGCUGCUAUGUUUUCUGUCAGUCUGGUACCAUACUCCUUUAUUGAUUAUGAAACAAGUUCCAGCCUUCGGCCCGAGAUCCUGCGGCUAUACAAAGUGGUCGACCGUUAUGAGUUGGUCAACUCUUAUGGACUGUUCCGGAGAAUGACAGGAGUGGGAGGCCGUCCAGAAGUUGUAGUGGAAGGAAGCUAUGAUGGCCAACAAUGGACGGAGAUUGAUUUCAUGUACAAGCCGGGGAACGUCAGCUUGCCCGCACCUCUGGUGACCCCACAUCAGCCCAGGCUUGACUGGCAAAUGUGGUUUGCUGCUCUCGGACACCACAGGCAGAGUCCCUGGUUCACCAGCUUUGUCCAUAGGCUACUCCAGGGAAAAGCUGAUGUAAUACGCCUAGUGCAAGUGGAUAAGUCCAACUAUGCCUUCAGCACCAAACCUCCUACUUACAUCAGAGCCCAACUCUACAAGUACUGGUAUACCAAGUAUGGCACUGACAGCUCACUUAAAGAUUGGUGGACUCGGCAACAUGUGGAAGAAUUUUUCCCCUCGGUCACUUUAGGAGACCCCAACUUGGAAUCACUCCUACAUGAAUAUGGCUUCAAGGACAAAGCAUUUCCAAAGCGGAUAGUGAAGGAUCUUUUGCCAUCUAUCCUGCAAAUGACUCGUAAGCAAGUGGAGCCCUACUCUGGGGAAUGUGUCAUCAGGGGUCUGUUCAUUGCCGUUAUCCUCAUCUCCUGGCUUAAAGCCUUGAUGAACCGCAAGGCCAAGGGGAGCCGAUUGAAGCCAACAGUGGGGAAAGCAGGUGCUGGUGUUGAUGAGAAGACAGAUUAUGGCAGGAGGAAGAAGGAGUUCCGGCAGACUGAGGGCAAAAUGCAGCAUCCCACUGAUGAAUAUUUACCAGCGAAUGUUCGCAAAAGAAAAUAAUUUUCACAAUCUUUACUGAUUUAUAUUUUUCUAUAUGUAUCUCUUCCACUCAUUUCUCCAGUUCUGCAGGAAAGAUCAUCUUGCCAGACUGCAUCUCACACUUGCUGUGAGGUAGAUAUCACAUCUUGCCUAUGGAACGAUUUAUCUGGGGCUACCCCUAGGAGGCAGAAGCAGAUUACUUUUUUUUAAAAGUCUUCUAUACUCAUCAGGGAAUGGUUCUCCCCUAAGCUAUGUUUUCCUUCACUGAAAUUAUUCUCGCAAAUUUUUCUACAUCUUGCCUUUAAUGACCUGGCUUGGAGAUUGGAAAUGGCAAAUGGUUUCUAAUUGUGGGCUCUAUCAUAUAUUAUCUCUAUCACCAUCUAUAAACACUAAGUGCUGUAUUUAAUGGACAGGCUUAGCAUGGUGACAGUGGAUGUCACUAAUGCCGUCUGUAGAUUCCUCUAGGCACAAUUGUAUUGGGAUUAGAUUGUCUAACAAUCAUUUUAACAGUCAGCAACAAUCAUGAAAUGAUGAUUCACUAAUCAUGUAGAGUCUAAUGAACACUAUCUUAACAUUUGGUGCCACAAUAGAAUAGCGGUUAACGCAAAACUAUUACAUCUGGGGUAUCAGAGUUCGGAGUUCAAUUCUGGCCUCAUCUGUCAUCUGGGUGAGUUUCCUUCCACGUGUUCCUGUUCCCUCCCAAAGUCCAAAGACACACCAGUUAGCAGGUUAAUUGGUCAUUGUGAUUAGGCUAGGGUUAAUUGGGGGUUGCUGAGUGGCAUGGCUCAAAGGGUCAGGAAGAGGCUAUUCUGUGCUGUGUCUCAAGUAACUGGAGAUAAUUUAUCAACAAAGUUUCUUCUGAGUAGAAACAAGUUGACAUCCAGGUGCAUAACUGUCUGCCAAGCCCCUUUUGAACAGGUGAGUGGCCAGUGUUUGCUCUAGUAUGAGAGUUAAAUCUGUGUCCAGUGUCCAUUGGUCCUUAUUCAGUCCUGCAGAUGGUGUCACAGUGCCACUUUUUUGCUACCUAGUAUCAAUAAUGGAUCAGGAAAUCCAAGUUGCCUUUCCAUGACCCAGACUCAGAUUUUUGGCUCCAAUCUAAGACUGGGAAAUGAAGGGGUGGGUUGGAUUUCUCAGUCCUCGUUCUAAUUGUAUUUCAUCUUGUCACUGAGUCAAUCUGGUGCUGUUUUCAGGGUAGUUUCUCAAUGACAUGUGCUGUGCUCCAUAGCCAUUUGUAAACUGUUUGAGAGGAAUUCUCAAAAAUUUCAUUCUUGCAAUAAAACUUUCCAACUGUAACUAAUCCAGAACUCUCUGGAUUCUGGUUUUAUAUGAAAAUUUUCUUAAAUGGAGUAGUGUGUGUGAGGUCCUGGAAUAAUUUUUGAAUAUUUGAAAUGUAUUUGGUAUGCGUCAAACAUUAGAAACUCCAGUCAAUACAUAAGAAAAAAGCUAGGGAAAUGUUUUAUUUCAUUCACUUCUAGUACAUGAUCACUGAUGACAUAGCAACAUUUAUUAUCCAACCUUGUUUGUUCUUAAGAAGUGGCAGUAACCAAUGUUCCUUCUUAGAUGUGAGUAUGCACACACCUUUCGCUACUGGCAUACAAAGAAACUUAAGUUGUGCACAAAAGGUUGUCCCAUCUACCUCGCAGGCAUGUUAAGUAUAUUACACAAUUGUGAACAAACACAUUACCUUUUAUGGUUUCUGAUGUGAGUGGUGUUGACAACAUGGAGUUUGCAAUGAUUUGUCUGCAGACUUUAGAACUGGCUUAUCUAUACUGUUUUUAAUUGAAGGAAUUAUUCAUUAUGCACAUGUCACUGGGCAAAAAUUGCACAGCACAAUAUUUUUGUACACAUUGGUAUGUUCACAUUAGAGGAAACAUUGGUGGUAACCCACAAACUGAAUCAUUGAAGUCCAUCCAGCAAAGAAACUCCUAGAAGGCAGCUCUCGGAUUUCGAUCCAGUGAUCUAAAUCUACAUAUCUGGAAUAUAUUUCCAAUCCUAGGUAGGAUGUAAUAUGAAGGAAAUGUGGUAUUUGUAUAUAUCUGAUUCUUUGCAGAAGCUGUAAGUUCAGGAUGUGUUAUCAAAGAUUCUUUGGUAUGUUGCUGACAGUCUUGUAGAAGAUACACAUGGCAACCACAGUGCACCAGUGGUAAAGGGAAUGAAUAGUCAAGACAAUAAUUCUGAUGGUGUUCAAGUUUAUACCAGGUGCUGUUGGAGAUUCAAGAUCUACUUUUCAGUUAUAAACUUCACAUUUUAAUGCAGUUUCUGAUCUUCACCAUGAACAGAGUCAAUUUCAGACAUGCACCAUGCUGAUGCCCUACUUUCUUCAUCUGACAAUGCUUGUGAGGAAAACUAUCAUUGGUGCUCCAAACACUGAAUGGAUGCCUUACCACAUAAGGAGGUGAAUGAAUGUUGCAGCAGCUUGCACCCUCCAGUGGGGACUGAAGGAAGGCACUUUAUCAUUUCUCUGGUGUAGUCAAAAAUUUUUCUACUGAACCAACUGUUGGUUUAGUGUUCAAGUAGACUAAGUUAAAGAGAAUUCUGUUAAGAGGCAAUUGCUCUAUUACAAACUUAGUCUCCCCAGAAAUCAUUGAUAUCAACCUCUUUUUCAAAGGUCCUGGGGGCCUUUCUCUCAAAUUGGUCUCCACCAGCAUUAGCUCUCUUUCCCAGUUGAACUUGUUCUCACUUUGAACAACUCAUUUAACUGCAUCCACAGCAUCAAAA